AUGGAACAAUUAUUACCAAAAAAUCAAAUAUAUCUCGAUGAAGAAGUUAAAGAAGAAUACCCAACAGUGGCUCUAGGGGAAGAAGGUAACUCAUUCAACUUCAGGCAACUCAAAAACAUUAGGCCUCUCUGUUUUCAUUGCGGCGAUCGUAACUUGAGCUACGGACAAAAAUAUUUCUGGCACAGAUGUGCAAGUUUCAAGCACUUUUAUUGUUACUAUUGCUUCGACUUUAGCCUCAAACGAUUCACGCACACUUGUAUAGGAAAUGAACCGAUUUUGGACGAGUGCAAGACCAUCGAACAUUUGCUUUGCGGCAAAAUUAAGUUUGAAUGCAAGUGGGAGGGUUGCAAGAAAAUUUUUUGCGGCUCAAACCUCAAAAAGCACGAAAUGAGCUGCGAUAAACAACCUAAAAGAGAAUGUCCUGUGCAAGAUUGUCAGUGGAGUGGCAAGCUAGAUGAAAUGGGAAGGGAACACUUCAAACAGCAUGAAGAUAGCAAAUUGAUUCUGCGAAACGUCGUGUUGAAAUUCGAAUCGGACAAAACCUAUUAUUUGUUGAUAUUGGGGAAGUUUGUAAAAGUUGAAUAUUCGACAGAAGAGUUGGGUGAAGUUUACGAGCAUAAUGUGGAUUUGGGAGUUUGCAAAGACACAUUGAACGGUGUCAAGCCUGUUGGCUUAGUCUCAGUAAAUCAUAUGCUUUUAAAGAAAAUUGAUGGAAGCGGCAGUGUGAAAAGUAUUAGAAAAAACGUUAUUUUGUUCGUGUAUUUUGAGGAUGAAUAA
Ceutorhynchus assimilis (cabbage seed weevil) is the source of this 777-nucleotide messenger RNA. The record is from the annotation of a GenBank genome assembly. Lineage: Eukaryota; Metazoa; Arthropoda; Insecta; Coleoptera; Curculionidae.